This is a messenger RNA of Penaeus monodon (black tiger shrimp), 3310 nucleotides long. RefSeq lists its product as uncharacterized. The transcript has 4 exons. The record is from RefSeq and is a predicted model, not a curated record. NCBI's taxonomy places the organism in Eukaryota, Metazoa, Arthropoda, Malacostraca, Decapoda, Penaeidae. The coding region runs from base 338 to 2095 and encodes 585 amino acids.
AAGUUGCAGGUAGGCAGGACAGGGGUGCUGGUGGGUGCCAAGGAGGGGCUCAGAAUCUGCUCAGCAACUCACCGCGCUCACCAAUCAGUUUGUGCUGACAAUCCCAGCUCAGAGGCCGCGCCGACGCAUUCUCCGUUUCAGACACACGUUGGAUAACGCGUUCAGUGACAGCUCGUGCGGGGCGGGGGAGCCACGGGCGAAAAACGUUUUCAUGUACGUUUUACCAUGACAUAAGUGAUAUUUCUUUGGCAUACGAGUCCAGAUUGUUGCGUUCAGCCGAUGUGCGAAAGAGGAUAGAAUAUCGUUUUUUAGUUAAGAGUGAUUUGACAAAAACACGAUGGCAGAGUCAGGCUCUACAACCUACAUUCCAAUGGAGAUAAAGAAGACGCCUUCCCACCCUUUCCUUCGAGAAAACAACUUCACGCUUCUCAGGCCAAGUAAAUCAGACAGCCCGCGCAUGCGUGGACCCCGACGAGUGCUGCGGCUGUGCAUGUUUUCCCUUUUGCUCCCGGCUCUACUCAUCACCAUUCCGCUUUACAUGCGCAUGGUACUGUACCCGCCAAGUCAGUAUCCGAUGAUGCCUACUGACCAGCGUCUUCUCAGCCGCCACGUAUCUUCUGUAUGGUGCCAGGCACAGUUGGCCCGCAUGAACGGAAGCUUCACGGCCUUCCUCUCGCCGGAUACCCCCCACAUCCUCAGCUCCCCCCGGGUACAUGCCAUGAUCCACUCGAUCGCCCUGGGAGACGACGUCAAGGAGUACUGGGGCUUCCACCUCCUCAAGGGAUCCAAGGUCACCGUUUCCGCGUGCUCAAGGUAUGAUGGAGCGCAGCUGAUGAUGCUACGGGGCGUCGAGAACCUCCGUCGGUGUGCUUGGAUUGGCGAGGAAGACUCCAAAGAAGAGGAAGAGGAGCUGGCAAAUAUGGAAGUGCCAGAGAAUAAAGAAGAGGUAAAAGGAGAGGAAGGGGAAUUGGAAGAGAUGGAGGAAGAGGGAGAGGAAGAGGAGCCAAAUCAAGGACUUGGAAUGAAUGCAGAAGGGGCAAACGUGAAUGGUCUCCUAAUGCCAGAAAAGAAAAUGUCUGAAUUCGCUGAACGAGAGGAUGAUCAGCCCGAGAUCGUGGAUGAGGCGCAGCGGGGCCAGACGAACAACAGCGAGCAACCUAAUGGCGAUGGAGCGGACGAGAUUUUACGAGCAAGUCUGGAUGAAACACAUCCCAGAGGACAAGUAGACAUGUCAGAAGAGAGGCGGCAGGACCUGCAGCAACUGCUGAGGCAGGCGCUGAGCAUGAGCAAAGACAAGAAAGAAAUCUUACGGAUCCUUCAUUCGGUGGGGCGUGAAAGGGACCAGCCGCUUCCUCAAAGGAUCCAGCAGAUCCUUGGGGUGACGCCCACAAGCAGCCCCAGCCGGCGAAGGAGAUCUCAGCCGCAAUUGUCUUUACUCAGGCAAGAAAGAGCUAUUGACAUGGAAGAUGCCGAUAACGCACACGAGGUUUUUGACGAGGAGGAGCCUACUCGGCCGACCAAAGUUGCUGUAAAAAGGCCACCAGAAGACAUCGAAAAAAUCGUGGGCGGCCAAAUUCUCUUCCCCGAGGGACUCAAGUUCGAGAGAGGGAAGUUUAACCAAACGACUGCCAACGACGGCUCGGACGAGGAGAACGUGUCUUCCUACUCGAGCAGUGAAGAGGCGCUGGCCAGUUGCGAAGGCGUCAUCAUGUCCCUCCCGCUGGUCUCUUACCGCGGGUGUAAUAUUCGCUGGACAGAAAUCAAUAAGUUCACCUACGAUAUCCCCGUCACUGGGACUUACUACUUUGUCUUUUCUAGUGAGAAUGAGAUAAAUGAAAACAAAUUCUUCUUCAAUCUAACGUUUGAAAGAAUGGUUUACGACACAACGAAAUCCGCGACCGUGUGCGAAAACAAAACGGAGUGCCUAGUGCCCCUUUCCUUCUGGUCGACCGAGCGUGCCGUGGUGGAGGUGCCAGAGGAAAGCACUUGGGAUCAUUCCUAUGUCAUGGAUACCACAUGUGAGCCGCGUGUGGCCGUUUACCUCACUUUCAUCCUUCUUGUGCCAUUUGUAAUACUUAUUUGUGCCUUUCAAUAGCCUUUUAACUUUCAAUAGAUUUUAUAUUCUUUUGUCAUCUCAGCUAUGUCUUCCAUUGAGUGCCUUCACAGCGUCUUAACAUAAAUCGGUGGUUCCCACGUGCCUUCAGUGCACGAGUCUUGUGUACAGAAGCAGCUACUGUUUCCACUUUAGUUUAUCAUGGGUCUUAAACUGUAUCAGGCAAUACAAGUGUAGUUGAUGUAUCCGUUAUUUCUAAGGAGUUUCUUUGUCCCAUUUCACAAUAAUAUUUAUCUUUUUAUUUAUUCAGUGUUUCCAAAUGAUCUCAUUCGACCAUGAUUCGUCAAUUUUUUUAUCGUAUCAAUCAAAAGUUGAAUAAUUUAAAUAACUUCACAACAGAAAAAUAGUUUCAGAGGGAAUGGGAUAAUGUUCCUUAAUUGAAGCAUAUUGAAGGAUGAAUACUCAACAUGCAAACCAGUCUUGUGUUAAGCAAUAGUGCUGAUAUGCCAAGGUUUCCUCUUGGAAAUCGUGUAAAUGAUUGUGGUUUGUUGACUAAUCUGUUUCUUAAAAGUAUGUAUAAAGGCUGUGCGAACUGGAUAUAGUUUCUUCUGUAGUUCCAAUGUGUAAAGAGUUAGUAGAUACUGCUCUAUUGGUCUUCAUGCUUCCUUACCGGAACAUCCAAUAAAAUUAUUUAUUUGUCGUAAGGAAAACACUAUUCCUUUAUUGGGAAACGCUUCAGCCAACCUUGUUAAGCCAAUAAUUUAUGUUUACCUUUCGAUCAUGUAUGUAUAGUCAGUACUGUGGAUUCACGGAUGAAAAGUUUCUAGUCUUUGUAAAUAUGAUUUUUAUUGCAGACUGUACAGCACUUAUAUCAAAUAAUUGAAUUCUAGACUGGUGGCCGAAGGUCAACGCUAGUUCUGCUAUUUACUAGAACAGGAACAAUGUACUUUAGUUAUUCAUAUGGCGCAUGUACAUAAAAGCGCACGCGCGCGCACACACAAGUGAUACACUUGACAUUAAACAAUAUACAGUCAGACCUAGUAUAUUAGUAUUUUAUGAUGUCUAUGUGAACUUGAUAUAAAUGUUUGUACACUGUGCUUGCUUCCAAGAUAAGUUUUCCGUUUUAUGGAGAAUCGCUUUCUAUCAACUUCAUGUGCCUUAUCCUUUUUUAUAAUGUGCAAUAAUACAUGUGUAUACUAAAUAUAAGGUUAUUUUAAAUAGAAUGAAAAGGAAUAAAAUUGCGUGUUAUUUCAAAAA